UUAUCGAGAGGCUUUUCCCCCGUUUGCAUCCGACAUUUUAUUUUUUUUCCGAGCGGGAAAUCGCAAUUCUAGGUAAGAGGAAAGCAGCUUCCGUAUUCUGACGGAUCAGGUUGGGAGAGGGAGAGAGUUAGCGUAUGUGGUCAUGGCGGAGGAGUGGUUGAGAAGUUGAGUUUAUCGUUGUUCCAUGGCGUCUGCAGUUCCUGUUCCCUCAUUUUCUCAGGUACCGUUGCCAUUUUCAUGUUCAUCUCUGCAAUCUCCCUCUGCAGGGCCUUUGAAUGCGCUUCCUGCUUCUAGCCGUCUACCGUUGCGAAAAGUACCGGCUCCGAGGCCACGGCAUGCUCUCGAUUAUUCGAUAAGGGUUGUUUCCCUGGUGCCAACAUCAGGAAAACUGAAGAAGAUGGCGUCGCAUGGUCUUCUUCAAUCGGGUGGAAGUGAGAAAGUUUUUGCCCAUUAUGGUCGCUUGGAGGAAAAUACCGUAGUUUUUAGGUCACGCAUUUCGGGAGAAUUUGGUACGUUGAGUGUGUCUCUGCAACGAGGAGGUGCCAAGAAAAUCGGGGCGUCGAAGACGACUUCCAGUUCCGAGGAAUCUCCAGAAGCCAUGGCGGGCGACAGCAAAGAAACCGCGAAAUCGAAACGAAGGGCGUCGAAGAAGUCGCGAGGAGAGGAACUGGUGGGGUCGUCGGGCGAUGCAGGGAACACUAACACCAAUUUGGCGAAACCGGCAAGCAGAGGCCGGAAGAAGAGUUCUACCAGAAAGACGAAGAGCGGUAAGAAAGUGGAAGAGGUUGAUUUGGCAGAGAAGGAAAAGGUAGGAAGCAAAGAAGAAGAAGAGGACGAGGGUGGGGAAGAUUACGACGACAUGAUGGAUUUUCCAUAUGAAUCGCCUGGAUUAAUUUGCUGUUUCGGUGCUGCUCAGCGAGAGUUUGUGCCGUCUGUCAGGGUAUCCGACCGCCAGAUGCACCCGGAUAUCUAUUCGACCUGGAAAGGCCUCCAAUGGAGCCCGCCAGAGUUUUCGAGGGCCCCCGGAGGGCCGCCGUCCAACGUCGCCAUUGCCCAUGUGCGCCUUGGCGGGCGGGCGGCUUUCAUGGGCAAGGUCGGAAACGACGAAUUCGGGAACGAUUUAGUUUACAAGAUGAACACGGAGAAGGUUCAGACUCGGGCUGUGAAGAUCGAUCCUUCUUCAAAGACUGCAAUGUCUUAUAUGAAAAUCGUUUGCAAGGGUGGCAAGCUGAGCAUGAAGACUGUGAAAGAAUGUGCAGAAGAUUCUCUUAAGAGCUCAGAAUUGAACCUGGCCGUGUUAAAAGAGGCCAAGAUUUUCCAUUUCAAUUCUGAGGUACUCACAUCGCCCUCCAUGCAUGCUGCACUUUUUAAAGCCAUAAGGCUAUCAAAAAAAUUUGGUGGAUAUAUAUUUUUUGAUCCGAAUAUGCCACUGCCUCUGUGGAAAUCCCGUGAGGAGGCAUGGGAUGUGAUAAAGGAAGCAUGGAACCAAGCGAACAUCAUUGAGCUAACCAAACAAGAGUUGGAAUUUUUGCUUGAUGAGCAAUAUUAUGAGAAGAAGAGGGAAUAUAGGCCUCAGUAUUAUGCAGAAAGCUAUGACCAGACAAAGAAGCGGAGAGAUUAUUACCAUUAUACACGCGAAGAGAUAUCUCCUUUGUGGCACGAUAAUAUAAAAAUUCUUUUCAUUACAGAUGGACUAUUUAGGAUUCAUUACUAUACACCACAGUUUGAGGGGACAGUGAUCGGUACAGAAGACGUUCUCAUUACUCCGUUUACAUGUGAUAGAACUGGUUCAGGAGAUGCCCUUGUUGCAGGUAUCAUGAGAAAGCUAGUAGAGCAUCCAGAGGUAUAUGAGGAUCAAGACAAGCUGGAGAGAGAUCUUCGAUUUGCAAUUUCUGCAGGAAUUAUAUCCCAAUGGACCAUUGGUGCAGUAAGAGGGUUUCCAACUGAAAGUGCUACACAGAAUUUGAAAGAGCAGGUAUACAUACCCUCCAUGUGGUAAGAUUAUUCCUGAUCCCCAUCAUGAUGGAUCUUCCUGUAAUUGAACUCUUGAAAAAUUUUGAGGUCCUGACAAUUUUGUAUACUUGGAAAUAAAAAUAGAUUCUCUGUCUAA
This is a messenger RNA of Nymphaea colorata (pocket water lily), 2110 nucleotides long. RefSeq names its product fructokinase-like 1, chloroplastic. The coding region runs from base 185 to 1999 and encodes 604 amino acids. Lineage: Eukaryota; Viridiplantae; Streptophyta; Magnoliopsida; Nymphaeales; Nymphaeaceae. Gene Ontology annotation, cellular component: chloroplast nucleoid. Gene Ontology annotation, biological process: chloroplast organization; plastid transcription. The transcript is spliced from 2 exons. Gene Ontology annotation, molecular function: kinase activity. The record is from RefSeq and is a predicted model, not a curated record.